UUUCAUGGCAAUUCUAUUUGCUUUGGCUUCAGGCUGGUCUCCGGCUCCAAAGUGAGCUUUCCUCAGCAUGGGGUGUUUCACCGAGCUACUCCUGACCCAUGCAGUGGUGACGAAGGUUGUGGCGGUAAAUUUCAAUAUCCAAAGUCAAAGCGAAUAUGGGAACCACAUAAGUUAUGGAUCCCUUGCUCAGGGCCUUUGUGUGGAUAUUGUGAGCUCAGAUCCUUUGUGCACUGUGACACAGGAUUGCUCAGCAAUGAGCACCUAUCAGUGUGAUUCGAUCACUUCAAGCAUUCAAGUGGAUGCGGAUGGAGUGAUAAGCAUGUACUUCAAUGCCAGAGUGACCUCUCCUUUGGAGCAAUGCGGAGAGGGUAGCUGCCCUGGAUGCACUGCCUACAAGAGCUGCGUUGGGCCAAUGGUCCAAACGGAUGAGCAGAUCCUUGCCGCAGGGGAUUGCAUUCUGUGGGAGUAUGAAACUGAAGGCAGUUCUGAUGCCUAUGAGAUCUUGGUCGUUGUCUUCGGCCCCUCGGGAUCCCUCGUGACUUAUGACUUUCGACGAGCUUCAAGUCGAUUUGAUAGCUUGGAUUGGUCCUUCAAUCAGCUGGAAGUGUUAGCCUCAGGCAGCUAUUUCAUGCGCUUCUUCCUAGCUUCCUUUGAUGCUACAGGUGGUGGAGCACUUGGAGCCCGCAUGGGUGUCCGCAACAUUCGGUCGCAGGUCCCAUGCCUAGAUGCUGAAACCCUGCAGGCCGGGCCAGUAGAGACAACAACAUCAACAACGGGGACUAUGAGCGUCACCAUGUCAACUUCUUCAACAAUGACUAUGUCCACCACAACAUUCAGCUCUUCAACAUAUUCCAGCACAACGACUUCCAGAACCAGAAGCAGUACUAUCUCUUCAACUUCCUCAACUUCCUCGACCAGUUCAAGAACCUCUGUAACCACAAUGACCACUACCACCACAACGACCACUGCCAUCACAAUGACACUCAGCUCUUCUUUAACAUAUUCCAGCACACAAACUUCCAGAACCACUAUCUCUUCAACUUCCUCAACCAGCUCAAGAACCUCUGUAACCAGCAGCACUGCCUCCCUUACUUGGCUCACUUCAACAGCGACCACCACCUUGACCACUGCCACACUCGGGUCCUUUUCAGCAUUCUUCGGCGGAGAGCCCUCCAGAACCAGCACCAGUACGUCUUCUACCACUUGGAUGCACAAUACUUCAACUUCAAGCAGUCUGACAGCCGCUCUUGACCCAAUUUCUGCUUCAAUCACAUCGCUUUCAAUUGUGUCAAUGUCCACUUCGACCACAUUUUUGGAAGCGGCGGUGAGAGAUUCGGCAACUGUGGACGAGAGGUCGACAACAAGUACUUUCUUCGCAGAUACUACAAUUCAUUUGCCCUGCAACUUCAGGACCUCAACAUUUCUGGCCAGCUUUGACCACCCAGGUUUCUGGUUCGUCCUGGGCGCUGUGGUGAUCCUUAGUGGCUUGGUGAUCCUUAGUGGCUGCCGUCCGAAGGCAACUCUGACUCAAGAAGCUGAGACCCAGACAGAUGCGCCAGGUGCCCCGCCAGGAGAUCUGCGAGGUGCAGAAGUGAACUUUGAGAGUGUGGUCGAGGCAGAUGUUUUCCGAAGUUUCUUCUCGGGUGAGACCCAAGGCCGCCAAGACCCUAAGGGCAAAAAGUCAAGGCUGUUGGAUGCAGAGACCUGGGACAGGAAACUGCAAAAGGCGCUUGCUAAUGGCCACUGUGUUGACGACGACGCAGAGUUUGGGCUCUCCCCAGUUUGUGGCAAAGCAACCUUGAUGCCCGACUCUAGGUUUCAUGAUAGUUCAUUUCGUUUCACUCAAACUUGUUUUGGCAAGUGAAAGGGUUAGUAGUUAUAUAGUUGGCACUACCUGAACCCGGUUGACAUUUGGGUGUGGAGCCCUGAACUUGGAGGUUGCUGCGAGAG
Molecule: messenger RNA, 1950 nt
Organism: Durusdinium trenchii
Lineage: Eukaryota; Dinophyceae; Suessiales; Symbiodiniaceae
Source: the annotation of a GenBank genome assembly